GUUAUUCCAUGUAUUAUCGAUUAAAAUGGCACUGAAAAGGAAAGAAGAGGAUCGAUUCGAUCGCGUGGGGGCCGAGCUGAAAAGAAUGAAUGGACUAUUACAAAAAAUAUUAAAAUGCGUACAGGAUCGCCAUUCCACACCUCAGAAGCCAGCCGAACUUCCCAUCUCGUCGUUGCAACAAAUGGACGCAUUUGAAAAUAUCGAUGAUAAUGGAUAUUCCAAUGUUGUAAAUUAUUUCCAAUACAUCGGCAGCUUUCACUUAAAGGAAGCCGUAAAUCUAUGUUUGAAAGAAGCGUUAACUGAUGCAUUUACGCGAUCGUUUACUUGGUGGGGUCGAGAAGAAGGACAUCGACCUUUAUAUAACGCUCGUCUAACCUUGGCAAUACAUGAAGCUGUAUGCAGAAAUCGACAUUUUCAAAAGCCAACGCGAUCCGAAUUCCAAGUGCAGAUGCGGGAAGCUUUGCGCGUUGCAAAGGAAAGACAUCGCAGCAGGAUGCGUGGUCCACGCACACGAACAGGCGAGGCGGCAAGGAUUAACCGGGAUUUGUGGAGCGACGAAAGGAUAGAAGGAGAAGACGAAGAAACGAAUAUAUCCGGAACUAUUAACGAUUAAUAAGUAU
Messenger RNA from Formica exsecta, 620 nucleotides. RefSeq lists its product as uncharacterized. The coding region runs from base 26 to 613 and encodes 195 amino acids. The transcript has 5 exons. The record is from RefSeq and is a predicted model, not a curated record. NCBI's taxonomy places the organism in Eukaryota, Metazoa, Arthropoda, Insecta, Hymenoptera, Formicidae.